AUGAUCACAGUUAUAUAUAAUUCCAAAUUAUUGUGGGGACUUUGGUGGGUGUCAAACACCGUCGUAUCGCGUAUUUCGCUACCACUGCUGCUGGUGGCGGCCAUGGCUUUGCUGGUGCUGCGGCUGGUGUCGUUGCUGACUGAGAUGCGCAAGCUGCCUCCCGGCCCGUGGGGUCCUCCAGUCGUCGGCUACUUGCCCUUCCUUGGAGUGCGCCACAAGACCUUCCUGGAGCUUGCUCGUAACUACGGUGCCCUGUUCUCCGCACGACUCGGAAAUCAGUUGACAAUCGUUCUCAGCGACUACAAACUCAUCAGAGAAGCUUUCCGGAGGGAAGAGUUCACUGGACGUCCCAACACCCCGCUCAUGCACACUUUGGAUGGUCUCGGCAUCAUCAACAGCGAGGGCCGCCUCUGGAAGAGCCAGCGCCGAUUCCUGCACGAAAAACUGCGAGAAUUCGGCAUGACUUACAUGGGAAAUGGCAAGAAAAUAAUGGAGGCCAGGAUUAAGAGCGAAGUUUACGAGCUUAUCGCCAACCUGCACCGCGCGGAGGGAGCACCCAUUGACGCGAACCCUCUCCUCGCUUUGGGCGUGUCUAACGUCAUCUGCGGCAUUACGAUGUCCGUGCGCUUCAGUAACGGCGACGCUCGCUUCGAAAGGCUCAACAAUCUCAUUGAGGAAGGCAUGAGGCUGUUUGGAGAAGUUCACUAUGGUGAAUACGUGCCUUUAUACAACUAUCUUCCCGGCAAAGCACAAGCACAAGAGAGAGUGGCCAAGAAUCGUGAAGAGAUGUUUGCUUUCUAUCAAACUCUGAUCGACGAACAUCGUGAAACUCUUGAUGUCGAUAACGUGAGAGACCUAAUCGAUGUUUAUCUGAUCGAGAUCGAGAAGGCCAAAACCGAGGGCCGCGCCGGGGAACUGUUCGAGGGCAGGGACCAUGAACUGCAAAUUAAGCAGAUUCUUGGAGACCUAUUCUCUGCCGGGAUGGAGACUAUCAAGUCGUCUCUCUUAUGGAUGAUUGUAUUCAUGCUGAGGAACCCUGAUGUGAAGAGACGCGUACAGGAAGAGCUCGAUGCUGUAAUCGGUCGCGAACGUUUGCCUGCCAUCGAAGAUAUGGCAAAUUUACCUUAUACCGAGACAACAAUCUUAGAAACUCUUCGCAUGUCCAACAUUGUCCCCCUAGCAACAACGCAUUCACCAACGAAGGAUGUCCAUUUGAAUGGCUACAGGAUCCCGGCGGGUUCUCAAGUUAUUCCUCUCAUCAACUGCGUACACAUGGACCCCAAUUUAUGGGACGAGCCCAACAAGUUCAACCCCAGUCGUUUCAUGGACGAAACAGGCAAAAUCAGAAGACCUGAGUUUUUUAUGCCUUUCGGUGUCGGAAGGCGUAUGUGCCUGGGCGAUGUGUUGGCACGCAUGGAAAUGUUCAUGUUCUUCGCGUGCAUGAUGCACCAGUUCGACGUUCAAAUGGAGACGGGUGAUGCUCCGCCGUCGUUGGAAGGCACAGUGGGCGCCACCAUCGCGCCCCAGGCGUUCCGCGUGAAGUUCAGUCCGCGCGCCAUCCCGGCCGCGGCCGCGCCCGACCACCCCCAUCUGCGCCACGUCGGCGCGCACUAG
This is a messenger RNA of Spodoptera littoralis (African cotton leafworm), 1614 nucleotides long. The record is from the annotation of a GenBank genome assembly. NCBI's taxonomy places the organism in Eukaryota, Metazoa, Arthropoda, Insecta, Lepidoptera, Noctuidae.